Messenger RNA from Staurois parvus, 1175 nucleotides. The record is from the annotation of a GenBank genome assembly. Lineage: Eukaryota; Metazoa; Chordata; Amphibia; Anura; Ranidae.
UCUGCUGUGUGCUCGGACUUAACCCAUUAAAAACAUUUCCCACACUCAGGGCUACGGCACCUACGGCUUCUCCCCCGGCCUGAGAUCUCAGAUGUCUGUAAAGAUGAGACUCAUUGGAAAAACAUUUCCCGCACUCAGGACAGGGCUACAGCUUCUCCACCGGUGUGAGAUCUCUGAUGUCUGUAAAGAUGAGACUUAUCGGAAAAACAUUUCCCGCACUCAGCACAGGAAUACGGCUUCUCCCCCGUGUGAGAUCUCUGAUGUUUGUAAAGACUGGACUUCUGUGAAAAGCAUUUCCCGCACUCGGGGCAAAAAUGUGGCUUCUCCCCCGUAUGAGAUCUCUGAUGUGUGUAAAGAUUGGAUUUCUGCGUAAAACAUUUCCCGCACUCAGGACAGGUAUAUGGAUGCUCCCCCGUGUGAGAUCUCUGAUGCUUGCAAAGGCUGGACUUAUCUGAAAAACACUUCCCACACUCAGCACAGGAAUAUGGCUUCUCACCCGCGUGAGAUCUCUGAUGUCUGUAAAGAUGAGACUUAUCGGAAAAACAUUUCCCGCACUCAGCACAGGAAUACGGCUUCUCCCCCGUGUGAGAUCUCUGAUGUUUGUAAAAACUGGAUUUGUCUGAAAAACAUUUCCCGCACUCAGCACAGGAAUACGGCUUCUCCCCCGUGUGAGAUCUCUGAUGUUUGUAAAGACUGGACUUCUGUGAAAAGCAUUUCCCGCACUCGGGGCAAAAAUGUGGCUUCUCCCCCGUAUGAGAUCUCUGAUGUGUGUAAAGAUUGGAUUUCUGCGAAAAACAUUUCCCGCACUCAGGACAGGUAUAUGGCUGCUCCCCCGUGUGAGAUCUCUGAUGCUUGCAAAGGCUGGACUUAUCCGAAAAACAUUUCCCGCACUCAGGACAGGAAUACGGCUUCUCCCACGCGUGGGAUCUCUGAUGUGCGUAAAGAUUAUACUUCUGUGAAAAACAUUUUCGGCACUCAGGACAGAAAUAAGGCUUCUCCCCCGUGUGAGACCUCUGAUGUUUGACGAGUUCUGACUUUUUUACAAAACAUUUCCCGCACUCAGAACAGGAAUACAGCAUCUCCCCCGUGUGAGAUCUUUUAUGCACAUUAAGAUGGGAUUUAAAACGGAAACACUUCCCGCACUCAGUACAGGAGAAGCUCUUCUCUGUUGGAAG